Messenger RNA from Dipodomys spectabilis (banner-tailed kangaroo rat), 1462 nucleotides. It is a transcript of the gene Hmg20b, whose product is annotated as high mobility group 20B. The transcript is spliced from 10 exons. Bases 102 to 1058 code for a protein of 318 amino acids. Lineage: Eukaryota; Metazoa; Chordata; Mammalia; Rodentia; Heteromyidae. The record is from RefSeq and is a predicted model, not a curated record. Gene Ontology annotation, biological process: regulation of gene expression. Gene Ontology annotation, cellular component: nucleus.
GCGACAGACAGGCAGGGGCGGGCGCGGGGCGGUUGGUUGGAGCGUCGCCGCAGUCGAAAGGUCCGGGAAAGUUUCUUUGGAGAUCCGGCCCCUGAGCGGCCAUGUCCCACGGCCCCAAGCAGCCCGGCGCGGCCGCCGCACCGGCGGGCGGCAAGGCUCCUCCGGGCCAGCAUGGGGGCUUCGUGGUGGCUGUCAAGCAGGAGCGCGGCGAGGCUCCCCGGGCCGGCGAGAAGGCGUCCCCGGAGGAGGAGCCUGUGAAGAAACGUGGCUGGCCCAAGGGUAAGAAGCGGAAGAAGAUUCUGCCCAAUGGUCCCAAGGCCCCUGUUACUGGCUACGUGCGCUUCUUGAACGAGAGGCGGGAGCAGAUCCGGACUCGCCACCCAGACCUGCCCUUCCCGGAGAUCACCAAGAUGUUGGGCGCCGAGUGGAGCAAACUGCAGCCUGCAGAGAAGCAGAGGUACCUGGAUGAGGCAGAGAAGGAGAAGCAGCAGUAUCUGAAGGAACUGCGGGCCUACCAGCAAUCAGAGGCCUACAAAGUGUGCAGCGAGAAGAUUCAAGAGAAGAAGAUAAAAAAAGAGGACUCGGGCUCCGGGCUCAUGAACACGCUCUUGAACGGACACAAGGGUGGGGACUGCGAUGGCUUCUCCACCUUCGACGUUCCCAUCUUUACUGAAGAGUUCCUAGACCAAAACAAAGCGCGGGAGGCGGAGCUGCGGCGACUGCGGAAGAUGAACGUGGCCUUCGAGGAGCAGAACGCCGUCCUGCAGAGACACACGCAGAGCAUGAGCAGCGCGCGCGAGCGCCUGGAACAGGAGCUGGCGCUGGAGGAGCGCAGGACGCUGGCGCUGCAGCAGCAGCUCCAGGCCGUGCGCCAGGCGCUCACCGCCAGCUUCGCCUCGCUGCCGGUGCCGGGCACCGGCGAGACGCCGACGCUCAGCACCCUGGACUUCUACAUGGCGCGGCUGCACGGCGCCAUCGAGCGCGACCCGGCGCAGCACGAGAGGCUCAUCGUCCGCAUCAAGGAGAUCCUGGCCCAGGUCGCCAGCGAGCACCUGUGAGGGCUGAGCCCGCACCGAGGAGCGGCUCCGGCCGACGCCCUUCCCCGCACAGGACGGAGGAGACGCCGCGGGUCCAACUUCGGGGCCCCGCCCCCAUGCUGCACCUUUGGGGAUCCACCCCCCCUAAAAUUAAGCUUCUACGGCAUCCCCCCAAGCUUUCAGCGCCCCCCAGCUCCCUGAACCCAGAGAAAGCACGGGCCGUUGUUGAUGUACCCAGAAGACCCUGGAGCCCGGCCCGCUCACCUCCCAGCCGGGCCGCACACGGGGGGGGGGGGGGGGGGGGUCCCCCAGGCUCCCGGACCUGAGGUGGCCCCGGGGGCUGGGCCGUCCAGGAGGCGCUCAGGCGCCAGCGUUUGGAAUAAGUUGAUUUGUGUUUGAAAUAAAAAGUUGAUUUGCGUUCUAAA